AUGUAUACACCCUGUUAUUUAUAUAUAUAUUUAUAUUUAUAUUUAUAUUUAUAUUUAUAUUUAUAUUUAUAUUUAUAUAUAUUUUUAUUUAUUUUUAUUUAUUUAUAUUAUGUUAAAUUUUAUUAG
Priceomyces carsonii is the source of this 126-nucleotide messenger RNA. RefSeq lists its product as uncharacterized. The record is from RefSeq and is a predicted model, not a curated record. The transcript has a single exon. The coding region runs from base 1 to 126 and encodes 41 amino acids. NCBI's taxonomy places the organism in Eukaryota, Fungi, Ascomycota, Pichiomycetes, Serinales, Debaryomycetaceae.